AGUUUGUGAGAUAAAUUAAGUUUUUCUGUGAAUUUUACAAGGAAAUUGGUGGUAAAAGAUGCCAAAGAAGCGACAGCCUUUCUAUUUCUUCAUGCUGGAUGUGCAGAAGAAGAAUGCCGAGCGCGGAAAGAGGUAUUCUUUGCGUGAAAUGCCAGAAAUUGCUGCUCCCUUGUGGGCUAAUAUGACCAAGGAAGAGAAGAAGCCGUACGAGGAGCAGGCUAAGCACUACAAUGGGACGGAGAGAGCUGGUGGGAACAUUAAAACCUGCCAUGGAGUGGAUUAUUCUGAGGUUGAGAGGGAGCAGAGGCAGGCUGCCAAAGAAGAGAAGACGAUGAAGGAGGAAGUCCGGGAGAUGAUCAAGAGAGCAAUUCUCUCCCAGAGUUUAACUACGCAGAAGUUCUUCCUGAUUCACAUAAAUUACUUCUGCGAGUCCAAGGAUGUCAAUGGGGAUUUGAGGUAUGAUCCUGCAGAGCUUGCAAUUUUGGAAUUUUCUCUGCAGGAUGGCAUUGGAAGGGGAAUGCAUACCCUGAUAAAUCUCAGGGAAAUCCCCUAUGGAUACUACUAUGAAGCCAAAAGGCACAGCAGUGACACUCACAAUCUGCCACUUCCUCCGGAUACUGUCGGGAAUACAAAUAUCCGGGAUGCCAUAAUUGAGGUUAUAAAGUUUGUCAAUUACAAUGACGAGGAUAUCUGCUCGCCCAUUUUCACCUUCGACGACCACAUUCCCGUCGUUCGAAGUGUCAUCCGGGAAGUCCUGAAUUCCCGCUCAACUGGACCUCCGAUUGACAUUCGCAUCUACUCCCUGUCGGAGCUCCUCUUCAACCUCAAGAAUGCCUCUCACGAUCACGCUGUCGCCACUGCCUUGUCCCCUCCCUUCGCUUCCGUCUUCCUGGCCGAGAGCUACCUCGACCGUGGAACAUUUGAUUAUGCCGAAGGGCUUCCCUGUGAAUUCCACGAGGCCAAUGACAGAGUCCCUUAUUGCUCUCAGACCAAGAUCCGGGGCUGGGCAUUCAGCAUCAUUAAGAGCUGUGCCCAGGAUCUGGGCAUAGAAUUCGUGCCCGGGAAACAUGAACCCGAGUCAGCUUUGGCAAUUGUUCCGACGAAAUUCGAUGACAACGAUUCAGUUUACACCGCCACUGACAUCGGAUCGGAUGCCAAUCAUUCCCACAUUUCGGUUCACAGUCGCAACGUUCAGCAUUCCGGAUCUAUUGUCAACUCAGCCAACUUCCCCAAACUUGCCGAUUUCAAACGCGGAAAAGGACGAGGAAACUUGGUGUAAGCAUUGUCUUUUACCUCAGCUUUUUCACCUUGACUUUUUCUAAGGAAAUUUACGAGAUUUUCACGAAUCUCAUUGAUUAUGAAGUUUUGUAGUCAUUUAUAAAUUCUAUUUCUGCAAUUUUUGAAAUACUUAAGGACUUAAUUUUACAUUUAUACUUUCCAAAAACAAACUAACUUCUUUGAAAAGUAGAUUAGAAUAACAUGAUUUUUUCAUAGCAAUGAUAGCAUAUAAUAAAAUGUAUUUUGCUUUCUCAUCUUUUUCUACUAUUGUUAAGUGAUUGAAAUACACCAAAUGUACAAUAAGGAGAAGCAAAUGUAUAAUUUUUAUAAUUCAUUUCAAAAUAAAUAAAAGUCUAAAAUGAAGUGUUAAA
Messenger RNA from Phlebotomus papatasi, 1649 nucleotides. Its product is annotated as protein maelstrom homolog. The coding region runs from base 59 to 1279 and encodes 406 amino acids. The record is from RefSeq and is a predicted model, not a curated record. Gene Ontology annotation, cellular component: P granule; nucleus. The transcript has 3 exons. Gene Ontology annotation, molecular function: sequence-specific DNA binding. Gene Ontology annotation, biological process: regulation of miRNA-mediated gene silencing; spermatogenesis; male meiotic nuclear division. NCBI's taxonomy places the organism in Eukaryota, Metazoa, Arthropoda, Insecta, Diptera, Psychodidae.